AGUAUCUCAUUAGUAAAAAAUAUGCAGCGCACACAACUAACUCCCUCCUCUUCUUCUUAACUCAUGCAGAUUCCAAAAUAUUUCCUUCUCAUCCUCUUCCAAGUCUAAGCAAAACAAAUUUGCUUACUUUCAUUCCAAAAAUAUGAUUUGAAAGCAAAGCUAGAAUACAUCCCUUACUCAUUUGGAAAAACAAGGCAAAAGUAUUACUUAACAUGGCAGCUGACCUUGCAGUAGAUGUUGUGGUAUCUGUGGUAUCAAAAUUUCUGCUUGAAGAGUAUGCGGUGUUGGGGAAUGCAGCGAGGCACGUAGAAUGGAUUGAGAAAGAGCUGCGGUCCAUGCGGGGAUUGUUAGAACAAGUUGAAAAGAAAGGGAACGGCGAACAGACACAGGAGCUAAAAGACUUUGCAGAGAAAUUGCAGGACGUUGCUCUUGAUGCAAAGAACGUGAUUGAAACGUUUCUGAUAAAAUCAGUAAAGAGGAGGAGGAGGGGUGUUUUUCACUGGUUUGACAAACACACUGUUGGGAAAGACCUGGAAAAGAUCCGCAAGAAAAUGAGAGAGAUCUCUUAUAUUGGAUUGAACUUAAACAAAAAUGUCCUCGUGCUCUCCGUUGAAAAUCCGCCAUCUUCCAGGUCCAAUUCCUCCAGCAUCCCUGUAGUAGUAUAUAUGGCUAUGGAGAAGCUUGAUCACAUUCUGAGUCAAAAUUUAAUAGCCAGUAAUAAGGUGAUCGAGCUGGUGGAAGGGGCGAAAGAUGGCCUCAAAGUCCUAGAAAACAUUGUUUCCAAUUUGAAGUCAUCAAAUGAAAGAGAAACUGUGUGGCUGGAAGAGGUGAAUGACGUUUGUAGUUGCACGGUAAAAGUUGCUGAAAAUUUCAUUGCAAGAAGCAGUUUCCAGAGGAAGCUCCCAUAUCACUCGUGGAAGUUUAAGAAGCAGAUGAAGUGUGUUAGUACUGAAAUUGGAGAUGCCCUUGCCAGAAGUUUGAUUUACGGAAUUGUGGACAUGGAUGAAACAACACAAAAACCAACAACAGUACCCGUUCAAGACUUGUCAGUGGAGGAUUUGAUAAUAUCAGAACUCCUCCCUUUCUCUAUUAGUUAUAUUGCUGAUUUGCUUCUUCUGAGCUUUGCUAAUGAUAAAGCUACUUAUAUUGCAGUGGUCUUCUUAAUUGCAGUAAUCACUAAAGCUUUUGUAAUUAUUGUAAGACGAGAACCAAUCACAGCAAGUAAACUGAAUCCAAAAAGAGGCGCAGGACCAAUCAGAGCGGGUAAACUGAAAUCAAAAAGAGGCAUAAUAUCAAAGCUGCUGACCUCGAGCACAUUCUUAGACAUUUCAAUUCUUUUUGUGACUUUCAUCAUGUUAUAUUUUAUCCCGUUCCAGGUAGCACUCCUAUUCCAGUUGAUUGUUCCACUUUGUGAAGUUAUUUUCUGGAUUGUGCGGCUGUGGAAGUCAAAGGACAAUAAUUUGAAGUGCGUGCAAAGAGAUUUAGAUCUUAUGCACGCGUUUCUUAGUGACACUGCUGAUAGGGCAGAAAGCAUGAAUGAAAGACAGAAAGUAUGGUUUGGUCAACUUAAACUAGUGGCUCAAAAUGGCAGGUCCUUUCUUGAUGCUGCUACGGAUUGUUGGAGCAGUAGAACUAAGUUUGCCAAGGGAAUCAACUGCUUGUUGAAAGAGAUUUUAAAUAUCUCAGACAGGAAGACCAAUUAUUGCAUUGCAAAUAUUCUUAUUCAACAAGAGCGUGAACGUUCGUGCCACGACGACAAUUCUGGUGCUGCCUCCUCCUCUUCCUUGUAUAAGCCUGUGACAGGACUCAAACAAGAAGUCCAAUCAAUCAGAGGAGAAAAGGAAUUAAUGAAUGCGCUUCUUCAAGAUGUACGAGACAUGAAAGAACUAGAUGGAACAUCUAGAAUCUGGGUGGACCAAAUGAAAAUUAUAGACAGUGAAAUUGCAACUGUCAUUUCCGACUAUGAUGACAAAUUAAACCAUAGGUCAAUUCUCAUUUACAUUUUCAAGUACUGGACCCGACAGGAUAUUGGUAACAAGAUCAAUGCUAUCAAAAACAAAAUUGAAGAUGCCUCCAGACGAAGAAGGGUAUAUGGUUCAGGAAAGACAAUUGAGUCCUCAUCAUCCACGGUUCAUAUACUACGUGGAACCAAGCAACUGUCUCUCGUUAAUAUAGAAUCCGAUGUUGUUGGAUUUGAUGAUGACGCGCAAGUUAUGAUGGAUCAGUUACUGUCGGAUGAGAAACGUCGCUGCAUUACCUGGAUUGUUGGAAUCGGAGGCGCGGGCAAGACAGAACUAGCCAAGAUGAUAUUUCAAGACAGCGCUGUUGUAAGCCAUUUUGAGUGUCGCGUAUGGGUGUCACUAACUUCAAAAUCAAAUCAGGAAGAACUUUUUGAAGAAAUUAACAAGGAGGCCGCCAAGCAAAUACAGGGAGACUCGUCGAAUGUUCCCACCGUGCUAAAAAACUUAGCACAGAAAAGGUAUCUCCUAGUUGUUGAUGGCAUAGAAGAAACUUCACAAGUGUACUUGUUAGAUACAUUGGAAAAGGAGAUACCCGAUAUGUCAACAGGCAGCAGACUUCUUCUUACUGCUCGCAAUGCUAAUGCAGCCCAACAGGCUGUUGGUACUAAUAACUUUGUUUACCCCCUACAUUUAUUAGAUGAUGAAAGUAGUAGGGUUCUGUUCAAAAAACAUUUGAAGCUGGGCACUACCCGGGAACUAACCAAUGUUGAAAGAGAAAUUGUGAUCAAGUGUGGAGGCCUACCAUCCCAAAUAAUCGAAAUGAGUCGUUUUCUUUCAGAUAAAGAAAGUGACAUACACGAGGAGUGGUCAACCGAGCUCAAUAAAGUUCAAAUACGGAGUUGGUCUGAAACGGUUAAUACAAUCAACAACCACUUAGCUCUGUAUCUAACUGGAUGCCUAUUUUACUUUGGACUAUUUCCUGCUGAAUUUGGGAUUCCUGUUAGAAGACUGGUUGCUUUGUUGAUUGCAGAGGAACGGGUGCAUCUUGAGGAACACGAAGAUCUCCGAGAGCAAGUAGCAGAAUGGUAUUUGACGAAGCUGAUAGAUCAGAACCUGGUUCAAAUUGCUGAGAGAAAGCCCAAUGGCAAGGUCAAAACAUGUCGUCUCCCCUAUGGCUUGCGAGAACUCUGGUGGACAAAAGCUAAUGAAUACAUAUUUCACAAAGCCCACACUGCCGGGGAUUCCAAUGCAGAUCCGAAAAACUCUAUCAUACGAUGGGUGACAGAUGAUCCUAAAACCCAUCAUAUCUGGUUAAAUCAUAUUCAUGGUGACACUAGCAGUACUAGAAUUGAUCCAGCUUCCCUGAGAAACUACUACAAGGAUGUUAUAUCCUUUCUGUCCUUUGAUACACGAGAGGGGAGUAAACCCGGUAGAGAAAUAGGCUACUUCAUGAAGGUAUCUAUUUCAAGUGAUUGCUUCUUACUCCUGCGGGUUCUUGAUCUUGAACGCGUUUACAAACCCAAAUUGCCUAAAAGCAUAGCAAGACUUUCACAGCUGAGGUACCUUGGCUUAAGAUGGACUUACUUGGAGUCACUUCCAUCAUUUAUAAGCAAGUUGUUAAAGCUACAAACACUUGAUCUCAAACAUACUUAUAUACAUACUCUACCAAUCUCCAUUUGGGAAAUGGAACUCAGACAUUUGUUCUUGAGCGACACUUUCCACAGCAGAUUCCCACCACAACAAAAAGAUCAUUUUUCCUGCAUCAGAUUUCUUCUACCUCACCUCAGAGAUAAUUUUCUGUCUGAUCUCCAAACACUGUGGGGGCUCUUUGUAGAUGAAGAAACUCCAGUGAAGGAUGGCCUGGACACAUUGGUCAAAAUCACAAAAUUGGGAUUAACAUGCCAACAAAUGUCAUCAGAGAAACAGGUGAUGACAAAAAAACUUGAGGCAGUGGCUGAUUGGAUUGAGAAACUAAUACACCUUCAAUCACUGAGAUUAAAAUCAAGGGAUGAAGAAGGGAAACCUUGGAAAUUACACUUGAAGUCCUUCAAGAACCAUGAAAAAGUAACCGACAUGUAUUUGCUGGGAACCUUGAGCAGUUCAUCUCUUCUGUCUGAGUUCCCUCGGAGCCUCAUUGAACUUACCCUAUCACAUUCGGAACUAAAGGAUGAUCCCAUGAAACUUCUGAAAGAUUUUCCGAAUCUUAGGAUACUGAGUUUACUUGCAAACUCUUACCUGGGACAAACAAUGGUUUGUGAAUCUCAAAGUUUUCCUCAGCUUCAUAUAUUAAAGUUUUGGGUGCUGGAGCCAUUAGCGGAAUUGAAGAUAGAGCAAGGAGCACUUCCCUAUCUCAGACAACUGGAAAUCAGAUCGUGUCCGAACCUUAAAAUGCUUCCUGAUGGACUAAAGCAUGUUAGCACCCUGCUUGAGUUGAAAUUGACAAACAUGCCAUCAGAAAUCAAUGCUGAGAUCAAUAACAUCCCAUUACCACCCAAUUGUAAAGUGGUCAAAACUGAUUUUCAGUAGAAUGCAAUGGCUGCAUGGAAACUCGUAUGGAAUGGUGAGUACUGAGUUAUGUAUGUUAGUAUGCUGUUUUUCAAUUUUAGCUGUAACUUAAGUAGUUCUAUCAUGCAAAAAAACUUCUUGGCUGGGAAGGAAGUGUUACUCAAUUGUUUUGCUUGUAACUUCUGGUUUGUAGUUUAAGGUUAUGUUUCCCUGAUUGUGUUGUGGACGUUUGACUUGUGUAUGAGCAAUUAGUAAAACUAAUAUUUGGGAUUUUUAAGAAAAUAAUUGUCAUCUAUUUUUGUAUUUAUUG
This is a messenger RNA of Vicia villosa (hairy vetch), 4776 nucleotides long. RefSeq names its product disease resistance protein RPP13-like. The transcript has a single exon. Gene Ontology annotation, biological process: defense response to other organism. NCBI's taxonomy places the organism in Eukaryota, Viridiplantae, Streptophyta, Magnoliopsida, Fabales, Fabaceae. The coding region runs from base 213 to 4487 and encodes 1424 amino acids. Gene Ontology annotation, molecular function: ADP binding. The record is from RefSeq and is a predicted model, not a curated record.